Penicillium chermesinum is the source of this 1548-nucleotide messenger RNA. RefSeq lists its product as uncharacterized. Gene Ontology annotation, molecular function: FAD binding. The record is from RefSeq and is a predicted model, not a curated record. The transcript has a single exon. NCBI's taxonomy places the organism in Eukaryota, Fungi, Ascomycota, Eurotiomycetes, Eurotiales, Aspergillaceae. The coding region runs from base 1 to 1548 and encodes 515 amino acids.
AUGUCUCCUCAGCCUCCACCAAACCCCCACGACGUCUUAAUCGCCGGUGCAGGCCCCGUAGGCCUAAUGCUCGCAACAGAGCUCCAGCUUGCCGGUGCAAAAGUGCUAGUCGUUGAGCGCAACCACGACUUCGACACCGCCGGCAAAGCAGGAGGUAUAAACACCGCUUCUGUGGAAGCGCUGCAGCGCCGCGGUCUUCUCCCGGCGCUCCAAGCAGCGGCGCAACAGGCGCUUCCUAGAAUCGCGCCGAAAGUGACUGUCAACGGCGUGAAGACGUCUCCGUACGCAGGUUCAGCGGGCCACUUUGGGGGUAUUACUGUGCCGGCUGCGGCAGUGGAUAUGGGGGAUCCGGUGCUGAGGGGACGAGGUCGUGAUGGGUGGAUCAUGCUCGUGCCGCAGGUUGAGGUUGAGAAGGUGCUUUUUGCCCGGGCUCAGGAAUUAGGUGUUGAUAUUUGGCGUGGGGUGGGCGUGCAGGACUUCCAGGAUGAUGGGGACGGUGUUAGGGUUUGGUUGGAGGGCGGCGAAGUACUUGAGCUGCGGGUGCCGUGGGUUGUUGGCUGUGACGGCGGGCAUAGUCUUGUUCGACGGAUUGGGGGAUUUGAUUUCCCUGGCACAGAUCCUCAGAUCACGGGGCGGCAGGCUGUGGUUGAGAUUGAGGGGGCAGAGAAGUUGAAGCGAGGCUGGCAGUACACAGCGACGGGGGUCUAUGUGUAUGGGCCCAUGCCGGGCUAUGUGCGGACACUUGAGUUCGACGGUCCGCCGGCGAAUAAGUAUGCGGCCGUGACGGCGGAGGAGAUGGAAGGGAGCUUGAGGAGAGUCAGUGGAAUCAACGAAAUUCGGAUCCCCAAAGUGCUGAGCGGUUCGCGGUUUACGGACAAUGCAAGGCAGAGCAGCGAUUAUCGGCGCGGGAGGGUUUUACUUUGUGGAGAUGCCGCCCAUGUGCAUUCGCCGUUGAGCGGACAGGGACUGAACUUGGGGCUUGGGGAUGCGGUCAACCUUGGAUGGAAGCUUGGUGGUGUUGUUCGAGGGUGGCUUCCAGAGAAGCGCCUUGAUACCUACACUAGUGAGAGGCAUCCGAUCGGCAUGAAGGUGUUAGAAUGGACACGCGCUCAGGUUGCGGUUAUGCGAGGCAGUGCCGAAGCGUUUGCUCUCAGAGGCGUGGUGACUGACUUCUUGAGUACUCGAGAUGGCGCCACGCAUUAUGUGAAACAGAUCUCUGGCCUUGGUCAAUCUUACGACCUCGGGCUCCCUGAACCACAUCCAUUGGUUGGAAAGGUAUUGCCAGACAUUGUGAUGGAAGAUGGAACGCGGUUGUGGGAGCAUAUGCAGGAGGGACGAGCCUUGCUUCUUGAUCUGACAGCGGACGUUGAGAUCGCACAGCUGAGUGAGGUCUACAAACCGCGAUUGAAGGCCAUCAGGUGUGCCUUGAAUCAUCAGGCUCUGAAGGCCUUGUUUGUCCGUCCGGAUGGUUUCGUAGCCUGGGCAGGGGAUUGCAAUCACAACACAGGAAGCUUGAAAGAUUCUUUGCGUUUCUGGCUUGAUGCGUGA